AUGUCCUUCGGGGACACGUUGAUUGAAGAGGAUGGCUUCGGAUUUGUGCCGAGGUCGCGCAAUGCUGCAUUCGGGAAAUCAUGCGAGAUUGUCAGAAGGUAUACAAUGAUCAACAAACACCAGGCGAUUGUCCGUUUGAUAUCCUGGGGUGCUAGUAUCCAGUCGAUCAAGAUUCCCAAUCGAGAUGGCAAACUGGCCGACGUUGUUCUAGGAUUCGACGAUCUAGAUGGAUACUUGAAGAACAGAUACAUGGGGAGCAUCAUCGGUCGCGUUGCUGGUCGCAUUUCCGGUGGUCUUGACAAUGCGGUUGGUCCUUUGUCGAUUAACGAGGCCGUCGAAAAGGGUCGCUUGAAUAGCAGCACAGUCGCGUUCGACAAUAUUAAUUGGCAGUCGCAGAUAGUGAAUAAUCGAGUGGUGAUGUCUCAUUUGAGCCGGGCCAACAGCGAGGGAUACUCCGGUGAUGUGUUAACGCAAGUUAAUUACACCUGGACAGACGACAAUCAGCUUCACAUUAACAUUCGCGCCACCACCACGAUGCCUACCCCCAUCAACGUCACUAAUUACUGUUUAUUUAAUCUCGCCGGACAUGGUACAGGCUCUAAAGAGUUGGAACAGCAUGUCCUUACGGUGAAUGCCGACAGUUGGACCCUUAUGGAUCUCAGGAACAAUUUGCCGACCGGCGUUAUAUCUCCAGUCGACUGUACAGCAUUCGAGCUACGUGUACCGGCACAGUUGAACCGACGCCGAUUAUAUAACAUACCGGGUGGCGGUUAUGAUCACAAUCUGUGCAUCAAUAGCCCCAACUCCUGGUGUUACCGUUUCCACGCUCGAAUUUUGCAUCCUCCUUCGGGACGUUUCCUAGAAGUUUACUCGAAUCAUCCCGGGUUGCAAGUUUAUACAGGCAAUCAGUUGCCACAUCCUGAACGCGUUUAUCCUCCUGAUCUAAAGAAUUGUGAUUGGGAAGGUGGAGAGAACGCCAAAAUUAAUUCUUCAAAAUUGGCAAAAGAAAUUCAAAAUGCAAGAACGAAGGAAAUUUAUGGCAAAGGAGGCAUCCCCUAUCGUUGUUAUGGUGGAUUUGCUUUAUCACCUCAGAAUUAUCCUGGCACUGUUAACAUCGAACAUUUUCCAUCUUGCAUACUAUAUCCUGGAAAAAUUUAUGUGCACGACAUGAGCUAUAAAUUUGGAGUGAAGCUUUCCAACAAUUAAACUCUUCCUGUUACAAUAUAUUUUUCAAAGACUUUCUUGCGAGAGAGCGUAUGUUUUUUUCAAAAGUAAAUCUUGUUAUUCAAGAUUUUUGAAAGAUCUAAAAAUAAAGAUG
Messenger RNA from Ooceraea biroi (clonal raider ant), 1318 nucleotides. RefSeq names its product aldose 1-epimerase. The record is from RefSeq and is a predicted model, not a curated record. Lineage: Eukaryota; Metazoa; Arthropoda; Insecta; Hymenoptera; Formicidae. Gene Ontology annotation, biological process: glucose metabolic process; beta-D-galactose catabolic process via UDP-galactose, Leloir pathway. Gene Ontology annotation, molecular function: aldose 1-epimerase activity; carbohydrate binding.